Podarcis raffonei (Aeolian wall lizard) is the source of this 942-nucleotide messenger RNA. RefSeq names its product pulmonary surfactant-associated protein C-like. The record is from RefSeq and is a predicted model, not a curated record. NCBI's taxonomy places the organism in Eukaryota, Metazoa, Chordata, Lepidosauria, Squamata, Lacertidae. Gene Ontology annotation, cellular component: extracellular region; alveolar lamellar body. Gene Ontology annotation, biological process: respiratory gaseous exchange by respiratory system. Bases 60 to 797 code for a protein of 245 amino acids. The transcript is spliced from 6 exons.
UCUGACAUGCUCCCUUCAGAGAGCAGGCUGGGAGCAGGGAUUGCAGACACAGGCAGGCUAUGGAGAUCAAGGAGACGAUGGAAAUUGUCACGCAAGAAGCUCUGCUCCGAGCACCAGCAGUGGACUACCAUGCCCUGGACCCGGAGUUUGUGGGCUGCCCCUGCUGCGGCUGCUGUGACUGCUGCGGCUGCGACUGCUGCGGCUCCUGCCCCACCUGCUGCGGCUGCUGCCCCAACUGCUGCCCCAGCUGCUGCCCCCCCAGCUGCGCCUGCUGCUGCCGCUGGUGCUGCUGCCUGCCCAGGCUCCUGCUCCAUCUGCCCAAGAUGCCCAGCUGCCCCGUGCACAUCAAGAGGCUCCUGAUCAUCGUGGUGAUCGUCGUCCUCAUCGUGGUGAUCAUUGUGGGGGCUCUUCUGAUGGGCCUGUACGUCACCCAGGCGCACACGGAGGCGGUUUUGCAGAUGACCAUCGAGGGCCUGGAAGGAGGAGACUCGCAGCUGAACCUCCCUGUCAAUAUGGAAGAAGCGGCCACUUUCUACGUCAAGGACCAGACUAACGACCCAGCCACAGUCAUUUAUGACUUCAGUAAGUUGCUGAUUGGCUACAAACCUUGGCCCGGACACGCCUGCUAUGUCACCAAGAUGGACAAGGAGAACAUCCAAGGCCUGGACAUGAUCCUCAAGGAAUUCCAGACUUCUCUGAGGGAGAAGGAGGCAGUCCUGACAACUCUGGUUGAUCGCUCCAUCCUGGGCACCACAUUUAACAUCCUCUGCAGUCACGUUCCAGUCUUUCAGACUUAGCGAGGUACAUGCUGGAAGCGCUUCAACUCUCCGGAGAAUUGCAAGAAUGCGGCUUCCCCUGGACUUCCCUUGCACAGAGCCCAUCCUCAGGUGGCUUUCUGGGUUUUUGCUUCAGGAGGCAUCACACAGCUAAUUCUGUAAGAGA